AUGCAGCUAGCAUCUCACGUACACAUGCUUGAUGUCUUCAAUCUGAAAAAGUCAAAUGGAUCUCAUAUAUGCCUAGUGUAUGAGCUUCUAGGACCUAAUGUCCUGGACACGAUUAAUACACACUAUUCCGGGAGACUAACUGUCUGGGAAACUGGCGAAGCUAUUGCAAAGCAGAAUCUAAUCGGGCUUGAUGUCCUGCACCAGCAAAAGAUUGGGAAUGGGGGGAAGUCUGUGAAUGUUUUGAGCGAUUCUCACCUAGUACAGACUUGCGUACUCGCAACUUGGCCUUACACUCUGCUAUACAUGAAUAAUCUCUCUGAAGAUCAUUUCAUAAUGAGGCUAGAGAAGCCAGAAAUUGGCUUUGUCUCGGAAAAGGAUCGAGCCUGGAAUCCCCGAAUACAUAGUGAACCCAGCCUCAUAUCGGGCGCAAUUAUGGAAGUCGACCCCGGCGAUCAAAGUCUGUAUUUGGACAGUCAUUUUUACACACCGCAGUUCUCCUGA
This is a messenger RNA of Penicillium argentinense, 501 nucleotides long. RefSeq lists its product as uncharacterized. The record is from RefSeq and is a predicted model, not a curated record. The transcript has 2 exons. The coding region runs from base 1 to 501 and encodes 166 amino acids. NCBI's taxonomy places the organism in Eukaryota, Fungi, Ascomycota, Eurotiomycetes, Eurotiales, Aspergillaceae.